UUUCGAUGCUGUAAGAUUGAUGUGUAAUCGUCGCGGCGAGGUUAAUCGUUAGCGAAAUUCCCAGUGAUAGAAGAUGGCAUGUAGUGGUUCGUUCAACAGCGAUGUCAGGGUGAAGGAGGAGCCUGGCGAAGAGUUGCUCAGAGGAAAUAAUUAUGAAAUCAUUGAUGAAACAUACGAUCUUGAAAACUUGAAAGAUUUACCACUUCUUCCAGAAAAUUCAACCCUCGUGCUUCGAAAAUGUGACGCAAAUCAUGAAAAUGAAUUUGAAGACAAAGUGGAAGUAGUCGCUGAAUACGAAGAAUUUAAGCCCAACAUUAAAUCAUUAACAGUAAACAAAAUUGACGAUGAUUCUCUAAAUCACUUGCGGAAUGUAAAAGAUAGCAAUGAUGAUAAAACUCAAAACACGAUUAAAAUAGAACCAGCGGAAGAAGUGAAACAGGAAUAUUUUUGUGACGCUGCAGAACAAUUGAAUUCAAAUCUUGAUUGUAAGCUAAAUGACGAUAUGGAUAUAGUUUUCGAAUGUGAAGAUGUCAAGCCUAAUAUGGAUUAUCCAGUAAUUAAACAAAUUGGCAAUGGUUAUAAAAACCAAAACGAAAUUAAAAUAGAGACCUCGGGAAAAGUGAAACAUGAGUUUGUUGGUUACCCUGUAGAAGAUUCGAAUUUGAAUAUGGAUUGUGAAAUUGCCCAAGAAAAUAAAAAAAGAAGAAUCACAAAAAAGUUUAACAACGCACAAACGUCUCUCGCAUGUGAAAUAUGCGGAAAGAAAUAUUCAAAUAAGGCUAAUGUGAAUUUGCACAUUAAAUCAUCCCAUCGAGGUAUUAUUCACCCGUGUGAUCUAUGUGGUAAGACGUAUUCGCGAAAAGGUAAUCUCAAAUCUCACAUUAGCGCCGUACACAAUGGUACCAAGCACACAUGUGAUAUUUGCGGCAACACAUUUUCACAAAAAUGUAGUCUCAAAACCCACAUCGAUAGAAUACGUAAUUGCACCAAACAUACAUGUGAUGUAUGCGGAAAGUCGUUUAAACAGAAGAAAAAUCUUGAAAUUCACGUCGAUUCAUUGCAUACUGGUAUCACAUAUGCAUGUACUAUUUGUGGAAGGAAACACUCAAGGAAGAGUAUGUGUAAAAUCGCUUACACAUGCGAUACAUGCGGUAAAUCAUUUACUCAAAAAAAUAGUCUCAAAACCCACAUCGUUGGAAUACAUAAUUGUACCAAACAUACAUGUGAUGUAUGCGGAAAGUCAUUUAAAAAUAAGAGAAGUCUUAAAAUUCACGUCGAUUCGGUGCAUAUUGGUGUCACAUAUGGAUGUGCUAUUUGUGGAAGACACUUUUCAAGUAAGCAUUAUCUCGCAGCUCACAUCCGUACGGUGCACAAUGGCAUCAAAUACACAUGUGAUAUUUGUGGCAAGACACUUUCACAAAAAUCCAAUCUCAAAGCCCACAUUGAUUCUGUGCACAGUGGCACCAAACAUGCAUGUGUUAUUUGUGGGAGACAAUUUUCAAGAAAGCAUUAUCUUGAAUCUCAUAUCGGUACAGUGCACAAUGGUAAUAAACACACAUGUGAUAUUUGUGGUAAGACAUUUUCAUGCAAAAGUACUCUUAAAGUCCACAUUGAUGCAGUACAUAAUGGUACCAGACAUACAUGUGAUAUUUGUGGAAGACACUUUUCAACUAAGCAUUAUCUCAAAACUCAUAUCGGUACGGUGCACAAUGGCACCAUGCAUGCAUGUGACAUAUGCGGCAAGACAUUUUCAAUGAAAGGUAACCUUAAAGUCCACAUUGAUGCAGUGCAUAAUGAUACCAAACACACAUGUGAUAUUUGUGGUAAGACAUUUUCAUGCAAAAGUACUCUUAAAGUCCACAUUGAUGCAGUACAUAAUGGUACCAGACAUACAUGUGUUAUUUGUGGAAGACAAUUUUCAAGUAAGCAGUAUCUCGAAUGUCACAUCGAUACGGUGCACAAUGGUAACAAACAUACAUGUGAUGUAUGCGGAAAGACAUAUUCACUGAAAGGUAAUCUUAACAAACACGUCAAAUCAGUGCACAAUUAAAUCACCCAUUCAUGUGAUAUGUGCGGAAAAAAAUUCACAAGUAGGUGGUAUCUCAAAGUCCACAUUCAUUCGUUGCAUCACGCACGAAUUGCAACUUAAUCGAAGUAUACAUUUUAAUUUACAUUCAGAAUAACUAUAAUUUAAA
Trichogramma pretiosum is the source of this 2195-nucleotide messenger RNA. RefSeq names its product zinc finger protein 616-like. The transcript is spliced from 3 exons. NCBI's taxonomy places the organism in Eukaryota, Metazoa, Arthropoda, Insecta, Hymenoptera, Trichogrammatidae. The record is from RefSeq and is a predicted model, not a curated record. The coding region runs from base 74 to 2050 and encodes 658 amino acids.